AUGAAGCGUGGAUUGCGGCGUUGCUCGGGCGACUAUAUGCCGCCUAAAUGCCCUCACGUGCAGAAGGCGCCCGCCUUCGGCACAAGCAAGAAGGAGGAGGCAGUGGGCCUCAGGCCGGAUGCCGUGGCCUCUUGUGAUCAUUGUAUGCGAUCCUUGGAGACUGCUGAAGAAAAUGCACGGAGGCUGUCUGGAAAGCCUUUACUGGUUCUGCCACAUCCAGAACAAUGCACUAUUAGGAAGGAGCAUCACCAAGCAUGCCCACAGUGCCAGGUAAUGUACUGCAGUAUGGAAUGUAGGCAGGCAGCCCUUGAACAGUAUCACAGAGUUUUGUGCCUUGGUCCUUCAAAAGAUGAUCCAAAACAUCCACUUAACAAGCUGCAGGAAGCAUGGAGGGGCAUGCAUUAUCAUCCAGAGACUUCAAGCAUAAUGCUGUUGGCUAAAAUUGUAGCAACUAUAAAACAGGUGGAGGCAAAAGACAAGGGCUGGUGGCAGAAUCUCUUUUCACAGUUCUGUAGCAGAACUGCGAAUGAAGAUGAAGAAAUAGCUCACAAGCUUCUUGGAGAUAAAUUCAAAGGGCAGUUGGAGCUUUUGCGGGGACUGUUUUCUGCAGCACUUUAUGAUGACCGUGUCAGCAAAUGGUUCACACCAGAAGGCUUCAGGGCACUGUUUGCAUUAGUUGGAACUAAUGGCCAAGGUGUGGGAACAAGCUCUCUGAGCCAGUGGGUACAUGGCUGUGAUGCCUUGGAUCUUCGAGCCCAAGAGCGGGAUCAGCUGGAUGGGUUCAUCGACCAAUUGUACAAAGACAUUGAGAAAGAGACUGGUGAAUUCUUGAACUGUGAAGGCUCUGGUCUCUACAUUUUGCAGAGCUGUUGUAACCACAGCUGUAUGCCUAAUGCUGAGACAUCAUUCCCAAAUAAUAAUUUCCUUCUGCAUCUCACUGCUGUAGCUGAUAUAGAGCCUGGCGAGGAAAUCUGCAUUAGCUAUUUGGACUGCUGUCAAAGAGAACGAAGUAGGCACAGCCGACAGAAGAUACUCAGGGAGAACUACCUUUUCACCUGUUCAUGCCCAAAGUGCCUUGAUCAGGCUGAUGAUCCGGACCUGACAUCUGAAGAUGAAGAUGAAGAUGAUGAUGAAAUAGAUGCAGAGGGAGAGACUGAGGAGGCUGAACUGGAAGAUGAAAUGACGGAUGUUUGAUGCAGGAGCAUGCACGCUGGUAGUUGUCACAGCAACAGGGGGGAAAAAAACGGCAGCACCAGUGUGUAGCUCUGUGUAUGUUGCCCAUACAACAGAUGGAAUGAAUGUACUCUGCCUGUGACCAUGUGCAAGGAGAAGCAUUAAGGAGUUUUGUUGGCAUUCUUUGUUAUUCUAGCAAAACGGGAGUGCAUUCUUUGAUGUAUUGAAGUCCAGAUGUUUGCACACUUCAUCUUUCAAUAGGAAAAAGCACUGUUAAUCCAGUAUUUAGGUAUUUUAAUAUUCAGAGCCACUACUUGUGGGUAUGAUUUUAUCAUACACAGUACUAUGCAUACACUGUUAACCAAGGAACCAAAGCAUAGCCUAAUAAACCACUCUGCUACCACUCUGCAGAAGAUGCAAAGAAACCAUAGUGCUUAUAACUGAAACAUUGCGGUUUGUGAGUCUAUCUGUGUUGUACACAUUUGCACACAACUUGCAUAUAAUGCAGCAGUUAAAUCUGUUACGUUUAUGUGGAUUGGUAGCUAUUUGCCAUUUGCUUUCUGUAUGCCUUGUCUUCGACUAUGAUCUUAACUAGGAAAGCAUGUUUCCCUUUAAGGAUUCAGAUUAAACACUUCUUAUAGCCAGUAGGUUUGCAAUAGUAAAAACAUGUCUUUGCUACAGGCUCUGCUGCUAGCCUUUCUUAUGUGCUUAAUGACUCAUUCCAUUUAUAAGUCCACAUGACUGCUGAAAAAUGUUAUAACAAUCUGGUACAAAGUCCCAUGAUGUUUGGUUAGCAGGCAGGUGCCAGUUUCAACUGCUUUUAAAAUUGCACAACUAAAGGAACUUUUACUUUUGUGUGUAGGUGAGAUUGCUCUUUCAUGGGUCAUCUUGAAAUGUAUAGUUUACACCCCAGGUCCUUCCUGGGCUCUGUAUGGCAUGAUGUAGCCUGCAAAGGUGCUUUGUGGUUUAGAAGCAGUGGCAAAAAAACCCUGAAGGGAUUCACAAAUUACUUUUUCCUUUCUGCUGUGUUAAAUAACAUGUGUGUUUGAGGUGCUACCAGUGUAACACCAUCCACAAAGAAAUGCCUUAAGCUUUCUGCAGAUUCCUGACCUAUACUGUGUCAUGACAACUGAUCAGACUCUCCUGAUGACAUCUCAGCAAGUCUAUUUGCCCAUAUACCCCCACACAGUGAGGUAGGGUUCUUCAUGGGCAGUGUUUCCUGUUUAGAAUUGUAUUUAAUUAAAUGCAUAGUUGGUGGUCGCUCAUGUAAAUGCAAAACAUCUCCCCAUACUUAUCCAAAAGAGUAGGUGAAUUUCCCUGGUGUCUUGGCCACAUUACCCCUUGUCAUUUUGAAUACCACCUUGGGUUCGCUGAAAUUAGGCUUAAUUUAGUGGGACUAACCUUGUCAGCAAAAAAAUAAAUACAAUGCGAUGCACUGAUAGCUGAUUCUACCUGUUUUGAGGUGUGUCAUGGCUCUUUAGUAGCAGAAAAAAAGAAAUGUUCUGUUGGGUUUUAUUUACCUGAGCUGUGGUCAGGGGUUCAUACUUUUUGUUGCCUGUGACUUGCAAGCCAAUUAAAAAUGUGUAUGCUUUUAGCUGUAUUACUGAAUGUGUGCAUAUUGCAGUGGCUUAAUUUUAUUUAAGAUGUAGUGUGUAUCCUGAAUGUGAGGCAAGGUUUAACCACUUUGCCUACACAAAGUAAUGCCUUUCAUGAGCUCUGUCUUCUAUCCUCUGAUGUGAAAAGAACCUGUGAUAUGAGAGGAGCUUAAGUUACUACACAUCACAGGACCAUUUCAUAUAUUCUCUUUUUUAUUUGCAGCAGAGCUGCAUUAGAACACGUGGGAGGAUCACCCAGUGCCUUAUGAACUUAAUACUGUUUGCUGUACAGUAAUGUCACAUUUUAUGUGGUAGUUCCAGCAUUAUUACCUUUUUGGCAUAUAUAGAAGAAUUUAGCUGGAAGUGAAUGGCACUAACUAGAUGCACCUGUUUGUACCCCGUGUUUAGUGUCUUUCUUUCCAUUGGCAACAGUGCUAGCCUCAUCAGCUGCCAGUGCUCUGGUGAUACCUGGUAAUUUCUAUAAGCAAAAGCAGGAUUUUCAGAGGUUUUUGAGAAUGGAUCAUUUUCUUGUGUGCUAUAUACCUAGUAUGACCAGAUGAAGUUUUGAGAGAGGAUCAUUUCCUUGUGUGCUAUACACCUAGUAUGACCAGAUGAGUUUUGAGAGAACUCUUAUAACUGUUCCUACAAGCGAAUACAUUGAUGUACAGCAGCAUGUUAUGUACUGGUUUGUUAAUAUCCAAUAUCAGAUGGAAAUAUUCCAGGUUUGGUUUUCCCACUUGCAUGUAGCUUAUUUUAACACCUUAAUAAAGUCCUUUUAGCUUUUCUGUUCUACAGAGCUUGCAGUAUUCAAGAAUAAACUAAGUAUGCACACACA
Molecule: messenger RNA, 3603 nt
Organism: Protopterus annectens (West African lungfish)
Lineage: Eukaryota; Metazoa; Chordata; Ceratodontiformes; Protopteridae
Gene: SMYD5
Product: SMYD family member 5
Exons: 13
Coding region: 1-1194 (397 amino acids)
Molecular function (GO): histone H4K20 methyltransferase activity; protein binding
Source: RefSeq, a predicted model, not a curated record